AUGGAUUCUUCUCUCCCGCUGCAGUACUGCCUUACCCACUCAAGCGUCUUUGGUGGUAAGGUGCGCAAUGGUUCUCUCUGUCUCUGUUUGUUCCUGCUUUUCAACAUCCUUUCUCUUGCCGUGCUUCCUCAAUGAAGAUGUCUUCCGCUGAGUUCUGCCCCCUCUUCAUUCGUCGAUCAGUUGCAGGGGUUUCAAAGUGUGGUCACAUGGCCGCAUCUCAGGGGUAGCGAAAACAGCGUCAAUCCUCUGAUGCUGGGAAACAGGCGGAGGACAUCAUAUGCUAUCAGAGCUUCGAUCAGCACGCCUCCAUACAGGCUAUUCGAAUCGCCGCAUGUGGAGGAGUCGUCCUCUGAGGUGCUUACAACUCCCUUACCUCCUCUCCGCAAUGUUCUAACCUCGGCGUUUCUUCCGUGUUCUCGUUUAAUCUGGGGAAGAGUCUCUCUUAUGCCAUGCCUUUGUCCUUAUCUUUUCUUGUUUAUUUGCGUAGCUGGAAUCUGCGGACCCCGAUUUCUACAAGAUUGGGUACGUUAGGAGUGUUCGGGCGUAUGGAGUCGAGUUCAAAGAAGGGCCGGAUGGGUUUGGAGUGUACGCUUCUCGGGAUGUUGAGCCCCUGCGGAGAGCGAGGGUGAGUUUACCUCGAGUGAUUUUCUUUGGAGGAUUGUACUUCACACUAAACAAUUUCUCCGGGAAGCUCAAUUUUCAGAAGCCGACAGAGCAUACGUCUGCACGUAGCAUUUGCUGUGCUUUUCGAUUUUUCGUACGCUAAGAUCUGUGAAUCUAUAAGAUAUCUCAUUGCUUUCUUGGACUGGGUUUUUCACGAUCUGCAUGGUCCAUUUUCGGUAGCACACUAUUUUUCCCUUGUAUUACGUUUUCAUUGUGUUACUGUGAUCACGUUUGGAGGCUGCCGUACAGGGGACAGGAUAGAUUGUAUAAUCUGGAUCAGUACAAGUGAGUUUUCUUGAUUUUCUUGUGGCUUAUGUUAUUAUCUGGUCGACGAAACGAGAAUCUCACCAGGGAUCUGCGAGCUUGACAAGAAACUUAUUUGUUUUGGGACUUGUCUCCACUGGGGGACAGUUGAUGAAAAUUCAUGAAAGUGUCACACCACUUGCUUUUCAUGGAGCUUCAUGAAUCCCAACACUAGGACAUGAGUAAAUGAUGAAUUAAUCUGUUAAUUUGAUGAUUUGUAGUGUAAAUUUUGGCCAAGCUUAACAGGAGACUGCUGUGACUGUCAAACAGGAGUAUUUAAUGUACUAGUGCUAUCUAUUACUUGGGUGUGCUGUCGUCUGUGCCUCAGGAUCCUUGGGUGGUCUUAAACUGGGGAAGAUUUUGAAAAUGGAACUAAUGUGAAGUAAUGAUUUGAUUUUGAUUCUUAUCUGCUACAGAUGCAUGUUUUUAUUCUCGAAAGAGAUGAGAACAAACUUAAUACUCAAGAAUACAUGUCAGUGAUCAUCAGCCAAUAAGCAUGCUCGAAUGAGAUUUCAUCAUUUUCUAACCUUAUUUCCAAGCCUAUCUCUGGACUAUUUUCGUUGAAUCCCAGACUCUCUCAGUCUGAGCCUUCGGUUUUUGUUAAGUGGUGCCAAUAACUAGAAUGGAUAAAUGAUCUAAAAUAUUUCACCCUCAAGCCUUAUAGUGUUAUCAUGCAACUGCUUUCUAUUUUGAACGACUAGAUCAAUCAUCAGGUAGCAACAAGAUGCCACCAGUAUGUAUUAGUUUCCCUAUUUUUAAGAAUUCUAAUAUUCAACUCGGUACUGAGGGUUUGAGCUGACAAGUUCUUAAAAUGUAGUGAUGGCAUGCGAUCAAUGCCUCCUUUCUUACAUUUCAUGAUAAUUUUAUUAUUUUUCAUGAUUGAUUACGAGAAUUGUUUUGCUGGUUCUCCCAACUAUUUUAACUGUACUUCACAGUAUUCAUUAACUGCACUAAGAGCAUAAUUGAAUUAUCAAAAAGCUUCUGGAAUUCAUUUCGCUUCUACAAGUUCUGAAGUUUCAUGGGGGAUAAUUCUGGAUAAAUAAUUACCGGGAAAAGGAUCAAAUAUUAAGGUUUUGAACUAUGUAAUGACCUAAUCUUCAAUUGACAAUUUUACUAUCAGAACAAGCAAAAUUUUGUGCAAUAUGCUCCUUUUUUGUGUUCACGUUCACUUUUUGGUUGUUCCCAUGUUUCCUUUUUUAUGCUGUCUGUACUUUCUUCAUCCUUCUAUUUUAAUUGGAAUAAUUUUCCCUUCACUUUUUACCAUGCUUUCCUUCUUUGGUUGGUUAUUGGUGAAAUGUUUUUUAUCAGAUAAUAAUGGAAAUUCCACUGGAGUUGAUGCUAACCAUCAGCAAGAAGCUUCCUUGGAUGUUUUUUCCAGAUGUUGUGCCAGUUGGUCAUCCUAUAUUUGAUAUAAUCAAUUCAACAAAGCCAGAGGUAAGCCUGUGCUCUAUCUGAUGAUACUAUCUUCUUCUUAAGUUAGAUUAUGCUGCUUUCGGUAUUUUUAGUUUCCCUUGUCUAUUUGAAACUUUUCCAUUGUGUAGAUAUACGAGAAUAAGUCUGUGAGAAGAAAAAUCAUUUCAUUUUCCGACCAAAGUCACUCCUAUGUUUAUUUAUAUUUACUUUUUCUCAGGCCAUUCAAUGGUUGAAACUUUCGAGAUUUUCUUGACGUAGAAUAUAAUUUUUUUGCAAUUAUGUUAUGAUUUGCACUUAUUCAUGAUGUUUUGAAUGAAUAAUGCUGUCUUCAGAUACUUUUUGCUGACUUUGGCGGGCUUAUUUCUCUGAUGUUAUAGUUACAAUGCCCUGUAUUUUUGCUUUUUUGUAGAGUACCAAACAAUUUAAGCUGACUCCUGUUUUGCAGACGUUUGAUAACUAAUCAUUUGGAUGGAAUUUAAUCACAUGGAUGUCCUUGUGAUUUCCCGGACAUUUGAUAACUAGUCAUUCGGAUGAAAUUUAACCACAGAUGUUCUUGUCAGAUUUAAUCAUCUGUGUGGAAAAUAUGCCUCAUCGUUUUGUAGAAGCUAUUUUUCCGAUUAUUAAUUUCAAGAAAACUGAUUGACAUUAGAGGGGACCAAAUUUUUAUUUUAAUGAGAAAUUUCUAAUUAAAUACUGAGGACAAUGAAUAAUAGCUAUGAAAUAAAUUAAAUAAUGAAGUGAUAAAGCAUUGGCAGUUGGAUGUAUGCCUAGGCCAAUGAUGAUGCAUAUGGCUCCGCUCUCUUGCAGGUUUCGUUAAUCCAUGUUAACUCACAUUGAGCAUGCCUUGGAAUCUAUAAAAGAAUGAACAGAAGGAUUGAGCAUUGACAAACCAAUUAACGGAUUUUAUUGGACUGUAGAAAAAAUGCUGGACAAAUAGUGAAAUAAUGAAUGGAAAAGUUAAUCAAAAUGUUUUGAUCUUUUCAGUGAAAAUGGUCCUUAUGUACUUCUAGCUUCAGAACUUCGAUCCUGUCAAUACCUGAGGAAAUGUUCCCUUAGAUGAUAAUCUAACACUUUUUGAAUAACUAAAAUUUCUUUGGUGUCUGAAUUUGGCCCUAUUUUGAACAAGCUUGAAAGAAGAUCCAUAAAUAUGUUGAAAAGUGCCAAAUAUUCACAACAUUGGAUUUUAAAGACUGGGUCUCGCUGUUACAGUCUUCAGGAUGUGUUAUUCAAUUUUGUGAGAACUUAAUGAAGCAGUAUUUUAUGAUAAUUCAGUUUUCUUUUGCUGAGUGUUUUAUUCUAAACUUUGUCUUUUGAAACAGGUAUUUCACAAAAACUUAGGUCGUCUUUGCUGCAGUAAACACAGGAAACCGUUGCUUCAUGAAUAACUUUGUAACUACUAACAGAAUUUUGAGAAACAUAUUACAAUCUAACUGUCCGUUGAUCAUUCUGUUAGAAUUUAAGUGAAUACCGAAAAUAAAAGGUGGAAAUCCAUUCCAAGAUUUCUGCAGUGACAAUAAGGAUCAUUAUCCAUAAGUCUGGAAAGUUUGUUAAUUUUUUCACUAAGCAUCAAAUAAUAUACCAAAUGCUGCGAUAUUAUAAAGCACAAGUCAUUUCAAACUUUGUGCAGAAAACUAUGAAGGAACAACUUUGGGUUUUCAAAGUCAUGACACUAUUAGGACAGGGCUCUAAAAAGAAUCUUAUGUCAAAUUUAUGAUUCCACCGAUUAUACCACUCUACUAGACUUAUGUGGGUUUGCUUUCUAAAAUUAAUACCUAUGAAAUUCGUAGUAUGCAUCGAGGUGGCUAAGCUUGCUUCUGUAAAUGGUAUAUUUCCUACCAUGGAUGGGAAUAUGGUUGUGGCUUGCACUUGUUGAAACUGUACGAAUCCUCUAACACUCCUCAAGAUGCUGUUUCUUCUGUUGUACUGCCUGCUUUGUGUUUUUUCUCUUCACAAAAUGUCUCUUCCCCACUAACAUAAGAGAGGUAGGGGACUGGAGCACCUUUAAUCAUAUUAAUAUCCAGCAGCUUUUCUUCUAGAAAUUCUGUUGUACGGUUUACCUUACCAGCGGUAAAAUGUAAACGCCAAUUAAUCAAAGUCAAAAUAAUGUUUGAAAGUCAAAGUAAUGGUGUUUUUCUGGGUUGUAUGAAAGAGUUGUUCUCUGUUCACUCUUUAUGAGGGUUAUUAUAUGAUUUUAUGGAUCGUAAAAGUCAAUGCUGAUUAAAGAAAACUGAAAUAGUUUAUUUUCCUCCACACGGCUUUUUAUCUGGGGUUCCAUUUCCAUUUCUUUUACCGUUGGUUUUUUUGCCAAAAGGCUAAUAUGUUGGCUUGUAGAUGUGGGUGGUUAUUAUUAUUUAAUUUGAUGCAUGAACGAGAAAGAUUUUUUUUUUUUUUUUUUUUUUUUUGCAUGCUAACACUUUGACGUGGGUAUCUAAUACAUCAUUGUCAUUUCCUUGUUUAUCUUUAUACAGUCUGACUGGGAUCUAAGGUUGGCCUGCCUUCUUCUAUUCGCACUUGAUUUGGAGGGUAACUUUUGGCAACUAUAUGGAGACUUUUUGCCUAGUCUGGAUGAGUGCACCAGCUUGCUUCUCGCUUCAAAGGUUUGAUUUAUUCUUAGCUAAAACGUAAUUCCUCUAACUGACAGUAAUUUUGAUUAGCAAAAGAUUGUAUUGAUGCUAGAAUUUUAUGUGAAAUUUCAUUGGCCAAUUCAACCUGCAACGUCUAAUUUAUAGACUUCGCAGCAAAGAUUCGAUCAAUUAGGGGUCACUAAUAUCUAUACCUGCUAGUACAUAAAAUGAUUCGGGUUUCUGUGUUUGAUCGAUCUCUGAAUAAUGUUCUGAGGCACCCUAGGGGGUAGAGAAAGGAAUGAACAUGUCAAGGUCGGGGAAGGGGCUUGUUUAGCUUCUGCUUUCUUCUAGCUACCAAACUCUUUACUGUUUUCUUUGUUAUUUGAGUUCUUUUUGUUUUUGUGUAAUGUGCAUAUGUGGAAUCAAAUACCAUGUUGUAAAGCACAUCAUUUGAAAACUAUGGUGUGUUUAGUGUUGCUGCCUUAUUCAAAUUAUUUGUACUGACAUUCUUCAAUAGUUUGUGCUGUUAUGUCACUGCUGGUAUGGAGAUUAUUAGUGGUAUAUGAUGAUCAAUAAUAAUGAUCAGUCAAUCCUAAUGAACCCAUUCCUUAUCUAGCACUGUAGGUAUUCAAUUAGAUUUUAGUUCACCUAUUGCAUCUUCGCUUUUCAAGGUGUCAACCUAAUGUAGAACAUCACUUUGAAAAAAAAGAAGGGCGAAAAGCUUUUGAUCUAUUAAAGGACAGGCUACAAAAAAUGAGAAAACUCAAAAAGGCUAAAAAUUAAAUUAGCCCCAAUUCUUGCUAAUAUUUGAUUAAACUUCAUGUUUAAUUGUGUUCUUUACUAAUUUAUGGUGUGUACAUAGGGGCACUCAUUAAGUUUUUGAUCAUUCAGGAGUCUAUAUCCAGACUUGAUGAUUGGAUUUGGUUGAUUUAUGUUAUCAGAAAGAUCCAAUUGCUUUUCGACCAAUCUGCAUGUGCAAAGUAUCAUUCUAUAUAUUGUCCUCAGAAUUGUGAAGCCUGAAUCUGCAUGGGCCAUCAAAUUAAGAAUGACUAAUUCUGGUAUAGUUUUGCGGAAUAGAGAAAAUAGUAAGGUCAGUAGAGGCUCACGAUUAAAAAUAACUUCUAGUUUCGACCUGAGAUGCAAAAGGGUCAGCCAAUGCUGACUUUUAUGUGGCUCAUCACCAUUUAUUCCUUGGAUCUCAAGGAAUCGUAGUAUGUAUCAGGAUAAAUGUAGUCCUGAUUUUUAGGUGUAUGCUUUAGUUGUGUAUAAUGAUGUGUUCUCUUGAAGUAGCAAAUAGAUUCUGCUCUUCUUUGAAGAAGUAGACAAUGAAUAUGAUUGACUUGAAGAGCUUCAGUUCAUGAAAUAUAUGCACUUUUUAAAUUAAAUGCACUUUAUUCCACGUGGGCAGUCCUCAAUCUCCAUAAAGUUCAUCGGAAUAAUGUGCUGGCAACAUGCUUUCUAUUGUCUGUGACCCUAGGAUGAGCUAUUGGAGUUGCAAGAUCAAAAUCUGGCUUCUAAGAUUAAAACACAGCAGCAGAGGGCAAUAGAAUUUUGGGAAAAACACUGGGUGAGAUUUCUGUGUUAAAUUUUUUUAUUUUUUGGAUGAUGAUCUAUUUGGUGCAUUCGUCUCAUAAUUCAUUUAAUCAGCAUUCUGCAGCUCCUUUAAGGAUCAAGCGUCUUGCUCAAGAUUCAGAAAGAUUCAUGUGGGCUCUAGGCAUUGUCCAGACUCGUUCCUACCACAUGCAAAUGAGGGUUGGUGCACUUGUUCAAGAUGCCAACAUGCUUGUUCCGUAUGCUGGUAACUUCUGUAACUUGUUGCGAAUUAAGGUUCUUUUUCAUCUUCUAUAACACUUCCAUGCUCCUCAAGUACAGCUAGAACAAUACUGUAUGCUUCUUCAUAUGUUCUUAGCCAUUUUGUUAAAGUUUGUGGUUGCUACCUUGUUUACAAAUCAAACUGCGGUGAUGCUGUCAGUGUCCAUCAUUUUCUAAAGAAAAAGAUAGACCUGCCAAUCAGAUCCAUUUAACUUUCUGUACAUUCGACAACCAGAACUCAGGGCAUGAACCAGUGAAUGGGAAAAAUUCUACUUCAUUUUUUUGAUGACGUUUUCACAGUGUCUGCAAAGUAAUUAUAGAUGUGUUUGAAAGGUGAAAAGGUAAGUAGCGUUUUUGCUACUGGAUAGAUCUGUAAACGCUUGAAUAGUUAUAGAUGGGUCAGGUGCUGUUUCUGAUUUAAGUUCGUUGGGUCAUGCCCGCUGGUACUGCUAUGUUAUUGGGUUUUCAUUGAAAACACACGUCAGUAAUUGCUGCUGAACAUCCGAGACUUCAAUUAGUUUGCUUUCCUCAUGUGCCAUUUGUUCUAUCCUUGACUAAAAUGCAUCCUCUUGAUUUGAAAGCGGAUCAUUAUUCAUUGAUUCCAGUAGUAACUCAGAGUUGAAUCCUGUGAGUAGCUAUAGAUGUUAAAUGAUUGAUUUGGGGUACUUGUUUGAAGUCAAAUUACAACGUCAACAUUUUUUUGGAUGAGAAAGCUAUCCAAAAUUUAUUUUUUUGAUCAUGCACACUUUAUUAACCUUUUCUAGGUUCUUGUACGCCCUUUAAAUUAUAACUUAUGCCCUGUUACCUGAGGCAUUGAACUAAUUUUUGCCUUUGAUUCUUUCGGAGUUUCUAGUACUCUUUCUCUUCCUAUGUCACUGUUCAAACUUUGAGUCAUGUCUUUUUAACGGCACUACAUUGUCUUGCUAGUUUUUCUUAUUUGCAAUUCAUUUAGUUAUUGGGCAUGAUGAACCUAAUAACCCAUACAGACACGAUCUUCGGUGUUAGAUUCUUUGGUGCUUAUUAUGAAAUCCUAUGGCUUGUUUUGGUGAGAAAAAAGUCUUUCUCCGGUGUAGCAUGGCAGACCAACUCUGUGGUUUCCACCAAGAGAUUCUCCUUUUCAGACCCCACAAGGGAUCUCCAUCUUGUCAUGCAGCAUUCUGCUGCAUCACAUGAUAUCAGGACGCAUUGCUAUAAAUCCAGAGGUACGCCUCUCAUCUCUGUGACUACAGCAACCUUCUGCAUCAUACACAGCAUGGUGUGGAGUUGUGUUUACCCAUACGUCCUUGUACAGCAUCAAGUGUCAUGUUGGUUCCUCCAGUAUCACCUCGUGUUGGCAGAACCCAUAUAUCCAUGUACGGUGUUAAUUGGAUUCCUGUAGGUUCAUCUCCCACAUCCGUUUGUUCCAUGAGUGUGUAUGCAGCUCCAUACUGCAUACCAGGCCAUUGCGAGACCUGCAGAUUCGCAUCACAUUGCUUCUCUAAAUUAAGCAGCGACAUCUUAUUCAUCAUGCGUCCCUUGAACGCUUUCAAGAUGUCCACUAAAACUGUAAGAAUACCUCUAAAUCGGAUUUUUGACAAAGAUGCCCUACCUCUCUGGGGACAAGUUUACUACGAGAUCCAUAGUGAAGAGAGCAAGCGGAAUAUCAUGCAUUGAAUCGAUGAUCCUUCUCUAAUGACUACUGUUGGUGAACCAUUCAAGUAGUUAAUAACGUGUAGAAACCUCAAUCAAGGAGAAAUCGGAACACAGAAGGACAAAGCAAAGGGCAAGCAUGUAUGGAGUCGUUAAGCAUGAUUAACCACUGGGAGACACACUGGGGCAUUCAAUACCCUGAGAAAAAAUCCCAACGACUUCAAGAAAGGAAAGUCGAGUUUGUUUGCUAACAAAUACAGGAGGCAUGCUCAUAGGUAGUAUACUUAUAAAUUUAAGGUCAAUAGUCAUCCAGAAAGUGGGUUUUUCUAAUGAUAGAGCUGCUUUACACAGAAAGAACCUUUCUUAGCUAGAUCCCUUGUUUCUAUCUACUUAGUAGGCUGGGGAUGAGAGCGGCUAGUCACUCAGUAAGUCGCUUUUGGGUCGAUGUAAUAGGAGAAGCAAAUUACAUGUCAUAUAUCGUAAAGAUAUUGUUAUCCUACUGAAGAUAAUUUUAAGAAAAGUGAUCAUGUCAGUUAUCUCCAUCGCCAUAUCUGUUGAUUAAGGUACUACUUGCAUUGAUGAUCACUUCAUCUUCGCCAACACUCUUUUAUGAUCCUUUUCCAUGUAUUUUCUGUCUGUUAAUAUAUUCUGUCAAAUGUCAAAAGAGUGUUGACGUUUUCUCCAAAUUAUAUUAUUUUUUCGAAAUUUAUAGAUGAAGCAAACGGUUGACGAUCACGAAUUAGGAUUCUUCUACCUCUCACCUGGGAUAUUCUCAACCUUUUACACCUUAAGGUUGGCUUAUGAUGAAAAUUGUCAAACGAAAAGGAUACAUAUGCGAUUCCUGUCUCGGAGACAUUUCUUUGUAAUUAAUAAUGUUUGUAUGUUGGGAUAUGUUUAGUCAUACUAGUCUUGACUCUUUUAAAACUUAUCUUGUGAAAAAAUAAUGUAGAACAUGAAAAGAAACAUCACAGAUUUUUGUGAAGCAUGUUGACAUUCUUCAAGUGCGUUUAUUCCAUAGCAGAAUGAGGUGGCUUUGUGUUCCAUAAUUUCAGCAAAAAGGAUCAUCGAGUGGAAGAACCAACAGUAGGAGCAUGAUCGUGCUAGAAAUUGAGUGGAUGUCAUUUUCACAGUUUUUCUUGUUAGUAACUGAAUGUCAUCGAAAUCCUCAGGCACAGGUUAUGUUUUAAUUUUAUUCCACCUAAGAGCCCUUUCUUUCAUCUUCCACCAAAGUAUUUGAAUGCUUGUUUAUACUCCCCUAAGCUUAAUACUUUUGAAGUCAAGGUUGAUAUCACCAGUGCUACCUCGUUUAGGAGUAAUGGGUCCUUAGGAAAUAGUAUAUAAUCUUCUUCCUCCUUUUCGAAAGAGAGAUAUAAGGUGCAUAACAUUGCCAUUUCUCUUGGCCUGCACCAUCACUUCUUUCAUAUAGAUCGUAAAUGAUCUUUCCUAAAUAUAUAUGAUAGAUGAGGAAACUCGAUCUCUUUAGGAAAGUGGAACAUAGGAAUAACACGGAACCUCAUAAAGAGAAAAAGCUUGUUGGAUUGAAGUCUCUGGUAUCAAAUCUCAAGUAUAUGGGUUGUGGGCCAAAACUACGCCAAAGAGCUUGCAUGGACCUAUGAUUUGGACUUUCAGGGUCAAGAUUGUGGUCAUAUUUUAAAUUUUAUGGCCGGAUACCAAUGGAAUUUAUCUAUAUUUAUGUGAAAAAUGAUGUUUUGAAUUGGGACCACUAAGAGUAGGUCUUCAGGUGAUGUACUUCUGGGUACACUCUUUAGAGGAAGUUUUUAAAUUGCAAAAAUCUUUGUAUUGCAAAAAUCAAGUAUAUGGAGUGACAAAUGGGGAGACGGAAAUAUAUUCAUUCUAAUCGUUUUUGUUGAUGAUUUGGUGAUCAUGAGGAAUGAUAUUUAGUAGAUCGAGUUAAUAAUAUAUUCACUUCAGCAAUGCUGACAAAAACAGUAGCAAUUUUACAUGGUGCUAGAAAAUUUGCUCAGGAAUGGAGUACAUCAAUCUCUUCAGUUUCCAUCAAUGUUUUUAUUAAUAUUGUUAAAUUUCUCUUGGGAAAACAUUGUUUAAUUCGUAAAUUUUGGUUCAUCCUCUUAAGACUUGAUAUUAAUCAUAUUAUUUCUGCUGUUAGCUAGUUUCUCUGCUUAUUAAAGCACCCAUAUGAAGGCUAUAGAGUGGUUGCUUGAUAUACCGAGUCCAGAAAGGGAUAUAUUCUACUAUGGAGCAGAACACGUUGAGUUUGAAGUUUAUUCUAAUGCUGACUAGGCUGGAUAACAUGAUAUUUGCUUAAAAUAUCACUAGGAACCUAGUUCCGUAGAUUGCAUUUAGCUGACUAAUUAAAGUGAUGUUGAUCCUUACCUUUAUUUACAAGUUAUUUGAAAGUUUCUGGAUUUAAAUUUAUCCCUUUCAUUUUAGUCCCGUCUAUCACCUCUAUUAUUAAUGCUAUUAGUUCAUUUAUAUCCAACUUUAUUUCUUCAUUAACAGAUUCAUUGCACCUCCAUUGUAAGAUAUGCAUAUAUUUUCCAGAAUUCAUUAAACUGUCCUUAUGGUGUACCAGUUCUAUAGAGUGAUUACUUGCCCUUCUGUAGACAUGUUGAAUCACUCUUUUCAACCAAACUGCUUUCUUCACUGGCGUUUCAAGGACCGCAUGCUUGAGGUUUUGAUAAAUGCUGGCCAAAGAAUCAGGAAAGGGGAUGAGGUGAACCGAGAUGCUAUUGAUCCUCCGUUGUUUUUGAUUUUUCAAUACUUCAUUGCUAAACAUCGUGCUGCAUUUCAUGUUAAUGUCUUACCAUACUAAGGAGUCUUUGAGUGAUAUUAAAUUAUAAAAGUUUGAUUUAGAUAUAUUGUAUAACCAAAUAUUUCAAAUGAUCCUUAUAUUUAUUCUUGUGACUUUUGGGAUGCUAAAACUUCAUUGAUCUCUCAUGUUUCCAAGUUCAAAACUUUUCGAAGUUAUAAGUUUAGUGGAUAACUUAGGAAUCAUCAAAUGUAACAUAUCAUUAACUGAGAGAAUGGCAUCAUGACUUAUUGAUGGGUGUUAUGCUGCCCGAUCUUUCUCACUUUGCUUGAUUAUAUAGGCUCAACCUGUAUAAUGCACAGCAGAAGUCUUGGCUUGUAUGUAAUAGCGGAUUUUCGGCUUUGUAUGAUCAAUUUUUUAAAAUAUUUUGUACCUUGCCUUCUGUCGUCAACGGAAAUAAGUGAAAUUUUUGAUACUGGAGUUGGUCAAAACAUCAAAGCUGUUUAUGGCACUGAGGACAGUUAUAGAUUGACCGUUUUUAAUUGAAUGCAUCUGAUUCCCAGAGACAGACUGGGGCUCUAUCAAAUUGUUUUUGCCACUCUAAAUCGUGCUGUACCAUUACCAAUGGAAGCAUUGUUUUUCACUGAUUUAAACAGCCUACAGCCUGUGAUCCUAUGGCCAGUUACGGUUACAAUUUAAAUUGAAUUGUUCGAGAAUCAUCCAUAUUUGUAAUUUGAGGUAAUUUCCAUGAUCAGCACAAAAAUACAUGCAUCACUUUCUAGGGGAUCAAGUAUUCCCCCAAAAACAAUAUACAAUGAUUGAGACCCAUACUAUUCAUUCAAUUGGUAUCGAACUGAUUUUUCUGGUCAAGACCUGGAAGGUUGGGUACCCCCGGUUGAGAGGGCAGGGGGGUGUUGGGGAAGGGGGUAGGUGGCAGCUUUUGGGGGUGAUUGCACUACAAGAACCCUGGCUAGGGAUAUUGACCGUUCAAGGCAAUAAUGAGUUUGAGAACAUUGUAAGGGUGACGACAAGGAGAGGGGAGAAUGAGGCAAUAAAGAUGGCAAGGUGAAGAUAAUGGAGUGGAGUUCCUGGAUUGGAGCAGUUGCAGCAGAAAAGCCCUAGGCAGGUGCGAUAAUGAUUGAACCCUAGGGUAAUGGUAAUUGUUGAGUGAUGGUUAUUAUUCAAUGCCAAGAAUUAUGAAUGUGCAGAUCAAAAGGAAGGGAAACGGGAGUAUGAGGGUGAGGAAAGACAACAGUGCGGGUUGAUGAAAAUGUGGGGUAAUGGCAUUGCAAGCGAAUGCCGCUAAAGAUGGCAAUGUGGGAUGACAUCUGCUUAGGGAAAUGCAAUGGCGAUGGAAAUACAGGGAUAACGAUAAGAGAGUACAUAGUGAUAACAGCGGGAAUGGCAUAUGCAAGGGCAAAGUAUCUUCCUCAGCAUCAUCAUAGAGUAGAACUAGUUUUAUAGAAGGGUUACAAGUGCUCUCGUCAAUCCAGGAGCUACCUUAACAGCAUGAGGAUUAGUUCAGUCUUUGGAUUUGAUAAUAGGCAAAGUAUAUAGUUGAUGAUAAGUGGUUUAGAUACCUACCCGACUGUGCAACUAGGAAUGGUUAAGGCUUCGCAACAGUGAUUAUGGGAGAGGAUAAUUGUCAUGAAGUUAGUGAUGCUAUUUUUUUACUUGCCUUGUCUAGUUGACAUCUAAUGAAACGGUAAGAGUGAGUGCUUAACUCAUGGUUGGAUUUUUUCGUGAUGAACUCUGUAUGUAAGUUUUUACGUAGUAUCUUGUGUGUCAUUUUCGAGGAAAAAAAGAAAACUUUCGGGGACACGAAAUGAUUUAUACCUUUCCAUCAAGUAAUUUAGUGAGGAAACCUAUAGUUUAUAAACUCAGAUGAAUUCUUUCUGCAUACUGUCAAGUCAAAUUUAUGAUCUGAGUAUUAUGUAAAAUUAGAGAUGCAAUCAGAUCAAACUUAAGACGAAUGUAGUAGAGUCUGUAUUGCAUCUGAUAAGACCCCAAAGCCCAUGACUUUAAAAGAAAUUAUGGAUGCUUUUUUUGCUUGUUUUAAAUAAAUGUUUGAAUCAAGCUAUUCAUUAUUAGCUUUUCAGAAAACUUGGCUGAAAGGCUAUUCAUAAUUAGUGAUUGGAUUAUUGGUAAUCAUAUACAUCCCUUUGUCAAGUCCUAUAAUACUUGCAUUUGUUAUUAUUGAUAUUCAUAAUUCACUGUUCUUGUUGUGGAAAUUUUUGUUGAAUAAAACAGUCUCAUUCCAUUCGUCACAGAUUAUUUGAUCAUAGUCUAACAAUUAAUAAUGCAUUGUUUUCAUAAUGCAGCCUGCAAGAAGUAUAACAACCGUAUGAUUAUGUGGUUACUUGACCGAUUUCUCUGUUUAUUCUGUGUUUUCCUAUUCUUACCGAUUAAAAAUAUGUAUAUGAUAGUUCUUCGUUUACAAUGAUAGCCAUGUUGCAUGUCUCACUGAUUUCAUAAUACUUGUGGUUUCUUGAUCCAAACGUUUCGAAAUGUUGACAGAUGACUAUAUGCUAUAUGAGUGGGCAGAAGAAUGAUAUGUUAAUGGAAAGAUAUGGUUUUUCGUCGUCUAUGGUAUUCACUCUGCUUAAUCAUUUUCUUUUUAUGCGUUUUGCCAUGCCCUGUCAAAUUUAUUUCAGUUGUUGCAUACCAGUGGAGAUGAAAUCAGAAAAUCAACUCUCAUGAACGAUGAAUCAAUUGAUUAAAUUAUCAUGUGACAUUGUAGGUUGUUCAGCUUAUUUUAAUUACAAAUUUGAGAUGUAAAGUUUCUCAGUAUUUUAAAAAUUUCAAGAGAUCUUUGAGUCAGUAUGUUAAAAUGAUCUUUAACACGAUUCAGAAGGUCCUUGACAACGGUCUUGUGUCUUCUUUCGUGUUGGGUUGCAUUUUGACACAUGUACCUGACAACGGUUUCCACCACCUUAUUGGUGCCGUACAUAUCCUGCCAUAGAUACUGGGAUACUGAGAGAUCCAUAGACAUGUCUAUUUACCCAUAGAUCUACUGAGAGUACCCACCCCUGAUAUCUUCUUUCACUUUGGUUGAUAUCUGCUCUUUCUCUCUCUAAUGUCUUCCCUCACUGUUAACAAUACCUUUAAUCUCCAAAUAAUGUAAACCCGGAUCUAAUCUAACUGUUCUCUUUGCUAAAUUUGCCACACUCUUCCUGCACAUCACCGUCACACUCUGCUUUCAAUUUGUUUCACCUUUUAGUUUAUUUCUCCUUAUUUUCUGCUGUUUUUCUGUAAAUGCAAGUGCCUUCACUAUUACGCCUCGAUCCUUCUCUUCAUCCCUGCUCAAAUCACAUGUUACGAUGCGGACAGCAUAGAUUAAGACUCUCUAUCUUGUUAAGAACUAUGCUUUGAUAACUGAUGUUGCCCAUGCCAUCUGGAAUUAAACAAAUGGUUAUGUUCUUGUGUUGGUCAAACAAAAGUACGUUUGAGGAGAACUGCACUCUCACUAGAAUAUACUUGGAAGCUAAUCUUACUAUCCAGUUAGACCUGGGCUUUUCUUUAUCACUAUUCACAGCUUGAUUUCUUUGUUUGGGUAACCAUUUCCCUUCACGUCCACCUUUGAAAAGAGACUUUCAAUUUCUGCCUCGAAAUCGGGAUGCUCUCAUGCCUUUAUUCAACUCUUACGCCUCCAAAGUGAAUGGUUUUCACCAGAAUAUAACAAUUUAUUUCCCUGAAUGGCUAUCGAAUUUGCAUCCGCGGGGCAUCAAGCUUCUGGUAUUUAAACAGAAAAAGUUCAUUUCACCUCAGUUGAAAGUGAAAUGAGUGUUGCAGAAGAAAAAGAAACUGCAUUGGGAAUAUAUUGAGCGAUGGAAGACUGUUGUUUGAUUUAUUUACUUUUCUUUAGCAUUCCUGCGAGUUACUGGAGAUUCUUGCUCAGAAAGAACAGCUGGUAUACAUUUGAGGGAUUUCAAGCAGUUUAGCGCCUUCACUCUAGCUGUGUGGAAGUGAGCUUCCUUCGUAAUGUCUGGUGGGGUUAGUGAUACUCGGCAAGAUUCUUGAAGAUUGUAGUAAAUUGAAGGCCGAAUUAAGAAACCCUUCUGAUAUAUUGUGUCUCCUGCUUGCUUUUCCAUUCGUGGUAAAGAAAAAAAUCAUAUCUUGCUUUGUACCGGCGCUUUCUGUGUUCCAUAAUCACCUGUGGAUGGUAUUAUGCCAUUUUCAGUGACGUGGUCAGUCCCACUGAUUAACAAAAGCAAAGACCCCAAAUGGCUUCUUUUUUCUACAUCCUGAAGUAUUAUGCGAUGGAAAAUGUGCUAAUAAACAGUAUGAAUAAGAUUACGAUCUGAUAUUCCAACGUCGCACUUAGUUAAAUAUGAUCAAUCACAAUACCCCUCCUCAUCCGCUCUUCAGUCUGAUGUACCCUUUAAUUUUCAGAAUCCAUGGGAUAACAUACCCUUCUCUGGUGGUGCAAAAGUACACUUGGACUCCUUUCUGUCUGUCUUCAACAUAUCAGGACUGCCAGAAGGAUACUAUCACAACAGUAAGCAACGUUUUACUGUUUCUCAGUCAUUGACUUCUACUGUCUUGUGCCAUAUCUCGCCUUACAUCCCCCUCCCUCAGUCAAUGAAGCUGAAAGAGUUAUCAUACGGUCUUCUUCUCGUUGACCUGUAGACAACUUAUCCGCUGGAGAAGACUUUGUAGAUGGCGCCGUGAUAGCCGCCGCUAGAACAUUGCCAUCUUGGUCUGAAGGGGACACUCCCCCAAUCCCAAGUGCAGAGAGGAAUGCUGCAAGGGAGCUGCAGGAGGAGUGCCAUCAAAUAUUGGCGCUGUUCCCAACGACCUCCGACCAAGAUAAGCAGAUCCUCGGUAUUGUUGACCACCAACAGUCGGAUCUCUUGGGAUUUUCACUUCCUGAACUCAUUUUAACCCUGUUUUCUUCUUUCAUGGGUGAAAAUAUGCAGAUUCCAAUCCCCAGAUGAGUAGAACCCUGCAAGCAUCAGUCAAGUAUGUGACGAUGGUUCUUAAUGAAAACUAGGCCUCCCUCUGACUUGAGAACAGUUUUACACUUGUUUUCUUCUUGGGAACACUCACUGAUCCUCGCCCGUCCUGGUACUGAACAGGUAUCGGUGGCACCGGAAAUCGUUCAUAGAGAAGGUGAUCCAAGCACUGGAGCUCUAUCAGGAUAGAAUACUCUUCUGA
Messenger RNA from Spirodela intermedia, 16272 nucleotides. The record is from the annotation of a GenBank genome assembly. NCBI's taxonomy places the organism in Eukaryota, Viridiplantae, Streptophyta, Magnoliopsida, Alismatales, Araceae.